ACCGAAAGUGUAAACAUGGUGAAGGAAAAGGCUGAAGAUGAAAAGAAAAGGGUUCAUGCUGAGGAGUAAGAAGGCGAGAGAUGAAAAAAAAGGGUACAGAAGAGAUUGAUGGGUGGGGGUUAGAGUCCAGGAGCGCGAGGGCGACAGAACAGCAGGUCAUUGUGUUGGUCCACCAGGCACUGGGAGACACACACUCUAACACAUUAACGCAUUCACACAGCGUUGAGGAACGCACACACACAAGCAAGCGCUUCUGCCCACUGCCACACAGACCAGUGUUGGCAUCAUUGAGGGCAGCCCCUCUCUUCACUCUUCUGCUCAACCUUACUGUAGCUUGGGCCAGCUGAGGCUCCUGUCGCCCUGUCGUCUUCACUGUGGAUCACACCAUACCUCCGACCACCACCAACCAACCUCAGAGAGUAGUGCCAGGUGUCCAGUGUCAACUGCUGCAUUCAGCCUGAAGAAAAGAAGAAGGAUCAGACUUAGAAGACAAUACAAUUCUCCAGGUCCAGCUCUACCACGCUUGGUGCUGUGGUGAAGACAAAGUGGACAACAGGCCUACGGAUUCUCGCUCAUGUUGAAGGACUUGCUCAGUUUGUCCACUGUCAGCCAAUAGAACAUCGCAAUGGCAACAACAGGCAUGCAGCUCCUGGGCUUGAUCCUGUCCAUCAUCGGCUGGGUUGCCGGAUUCCUGGUGUGCUCCUUGCCGAUGUGGCGUGUCACGGCCUUCAUUGGAAACAACAUUGUGACGGCGCAGAUAACGUGGGAGGGCCUGUGGAUGAAUUGCAUCGUUCAGAGCACCGGAGAGAUCCAGUGUAAAGUGUACGACAGCCUGCUGGCCUUGCCCAGCGACAUGCAGGCCGCCCGUGGCCUCACGGUGCUCUCCCUACUACUCUGCACCCUGGCGCUCACCCUGGGGAUCCUGGGGGUCAAGUGCACUAAGUGCGUCGGCCACCAGAGCCCUAAGGCACGGCUAGCCCGCGUGUCUGGCAUCAUCUUUGCCGUGGCAGGAUUCCUCUACCUCAUUCCCAUCUGCUGGUCGGCCCACUCCAUCAUCAGGGAUUUCUACGACCCGUACGUUGCCGCCCCGCACAAGCGAGAGCUGGGCCCCGCCCUCUACCUCGGCUGGGGAGGCUCGGGCCUGCUGCUGAUCGGCGGGUCCUUGCUUUACGCCGGCUCAAGCCCCCCAGGGAUCCCCUCGUCCCCCACCUUCAGCAGCGGGGAAAGCAGCCCCCGUAGGGCCGGAGGACCCACACAGGUCAAGGGUUAUGUUUAACAGCCGACACUCACAGUCAUCAAGCCCACAGAAGCCCCCUCUGCUAGUUUUCCCCAUCGUUAUAGAUUCGAUUUAACACCUUUUUUACGAUUUUGUGUUUAUCGACUGACUGGAGCUGAUGGAAGUUAUGAAGAGAAAUGUGAAAUCACUUUGUUUUUCCUUCCCUCGUGUCCCCUUUAACCUUGACGUGUUGUUUGUCCAUGUAUAAAACAAUAAAGACAUCAGCUCUCAAA
Astyanax mexicanus (Mexican tetra) is the source of this 1509-nucleotide messenger RNA. RefSeq names its product claudin k (gene cldnk). Lineage: Eukaryota; Metazoa; Chordata; Actinopteri; Characiformes; Acestrorhamphidae. Gene Ontology annotation, cellular component: plasma membrane; bicellular tight junction. The coding region runs from base 626 to 1276 and encodes 216 amino acids. The record is from RefSeq and is a predicted model, not a curated record. The transcript is spliced from 2 exons. Gene Ontology annotation, molecular function: structural molecule activity. Gene Ontology annotation, biological process: bicellular tight junction assembly; cell adhesion.